UGAUGUGGCUGGGUACAUCCGGGAGGAGUGGGUUGUCUGGACCCUGCCCAGAAAAUCCUCUCCAGGGUUGCCAUCCAGCAGGUUUAGAAGAAUGGGCUCUCAAUGGGAUUUCCAGACCCUCUGUGAUCUCUCAGCUUGAGCAGAAAGAAGAACCAUGGGUCCUGGAUCUCCAGAGCUUGGAGGAGGGGGAGAUCCUGAGAGAAGCUCACACAGACUUUGAGAACCAGGUGGAAAAGCUGAACCAGGAAGUUUCCGAGACAACAGAACAAUUUGGGCCAUCUUUAGGAAAGUCCCCAAAAGAUAUUUCUCAGAAUCCUGAUUGGGAGAGAAAAUGGGAAAGGGAGCAUGUAUUAGAAAGGCAACAUGGACCUCUCACAGGGGAGGGACAAAAGGAGCAUCUUUCCAAGGAGAGACAUUUAAAUAAGCUCCUAGGGAGAUAUGUAGGGGGGAAACCCAAUGUGUGUGCUGAAUGUGGAAAAAGCUUUAACCAGACUUCUUAUCUUAUGAGACACCUGAGAACCCAUACUGGAGAAAGGCCAUAUAAAUGCCUUGUAUGUGGGAAAGCCUUCAAACAGAGCUCAGACCUUGUUACCCACCGUCGAACACACACGGGAGAGAAGCCCUACAAAUGUAACGGGUGUGAAAAAAGUUUUGGUGACAGCUCAACUCUCAUCAAGCAUCAGAGGACCCACACAGGCGAGAGACCCUACGAAUGCCCAGACUGUGGGAAGACCUUUAGUCGGAAGCCACACCUUAUCAUGCACCAAAGAACCCACACAGGAGAGAAGCCCUAUAAAUGUCUCGAGUGUCAGAAAAGCUUCAGUCGGAGUUCAAAUUUCAUUACCCAUCAAAGGAUCCAUACUGGAGAGAAACCCUAUACAUGUAAUGACUGUGGGGAGAGGUUUAGCCAGAGCUCAGAUUUGGUUAAGCACCAAAGAACCCACACAGGAGAACGACCUUAUAAAUGCCCUGAGUGUGGGAAAGGCUUCCGAGACAGUUCCCAUUUUGUAGCCCACAUGAGCACUCACUCAGGAGAGAGACCCUUUAGCUGUCCUGAAUGUGAUAAAAGUUUCAGUCAGAGUUCUCACCUUGUCACCCACCAGAGAACACACACUGGGGAGAGACCUUAUAAGUGUGAUGAUUGUGGGAAAGGAUUCACUGACAGUUCUGCCCUCAUUAAGCACCAACGGAUCCACACAGGUGAAAGGCCCUAUAAAUGUGGGGAAUGUGGCAAGAGCUUCAAUCAGAGUUCCCAUUUUAUUACCCACCAGAGAAUCCACUUGGGGGAGAGACCUUAUAAAUGCCCAGACUGUGGCAAAAGCUUUAACCAGCGUUCACACUUCAUAACACACCAGAGGACACACACAGGGGAAAAACCUUUUCAGUGCACCAAGUGUGAGAAGAGCUUUCGGCAGAAAGCACAUCUUUUAUCCCAUCAAAACACCCAUUUAACUUAAGUAAUACCCAUUAGUCUCGCUCCAUUCUCUGUAAACCUGCUAGUAAAUAACUUUUGCCACCCCAUACAGAAAUCCCAGAACCAGUCAUGAGGAUCUUUCCAUAGCCUACCCUGACUGCCUGUUCCUCAUAUUGGAGAGGAUAACUCUCUAAUGAUGACUCAUAUGUUAUUUUGCACAGAGUGGACAGGCAGAAGUGAUUGGAUGCUAAUACACAGUGUGUGGUUCAUAGACAAUAAAUGCUUGCUGCUGUAGACUGUAGAAGCUUAGUACACACUUACCAAAAGAGCCAUGAAGUUGGUGUGGACUAGGUAAAUUAUUAAUAGUCUAGGCCCAUACAUAGCCUUUAAAAAUGUAGUGUGUAUCCAAAGAGAAGAAUUUGUAUACAGCUGGAAAAGGGUAUUGCCUUGUAUUUUCAGGCAUUGCUCUGCUCUGUCCUUGCUGCCACAAAAAGAAGCAUAGUGGGUUGAAAAGACCUGGUGCAGGCUGGAAGCCUUUGAGAAACUUUUCACAAAGUUUAGCUAAAGCUGGUCCUUAUUGGACUGUUAAAGGCUAGAGUCUAUUCCCAAGUUGAUUGCAGUUUGCUGUUCUCAUUUUUGAGGCAUAUAGACUGUGGUUCAGCAUACCAAAGGCACUGGGAAAAGAACCUUAGUUUGGUGGAAUAUAAUCAUCAAAAGGUUUAAGCGAUAACAGGACUCAGUAUUUCCAUGACAACAGAAUGGGAAGUAAGAGCCAAUUCCUCAAUCUGCUGGGAGUUUUAUCCCUUACACCAAUAAUUAUGUGCUUAUAUAACCCUGAGUCACUGAUUCUAUGCAUUUUUGUCUCCCUCUGCUCUAUUUCACAGGAAUAAAUUCCUUAAGUCUUAAGAAUGCUUUUCUUCCACUGGGU
This is a messenger RNA of Gracilinanus agilis (Agile Gracile Mouse Opossum), 2342 nucleotides long. RefSeq names its product zinc finger protein 774 (gene ZNF774). Gene Ontology annotation, molecular function: DNA-binding transcription factor activity; RNA polymerase II cis-regulatory region sequence-specific DNA binding. Lineage: Eukaryota; Metazoa; Chordata; Mammalia; Didelphimorphia; Didelphidae. Bases 3 to 1457 code for a protein of 484 amino acids. The transcript has 3 exons. Gene Ontology annotation, biological process: regulation of transcription by RNA polymerase II. The record is from RefSeq and is a predicted model, not a curated record.